Molecule: messenger RNA, 875 nt
Organism: Xyrauchen texanus (razorback sucker)
Lineage: Eukaryota; Metazoa; Chordata; Actinopteri; Cypriniformes; Catostomidae
Gene: inf2
Product: inverted formin 2
Exons: 5
Coding region: 162-875 (237 amino acids)
Biological process (GO): actin cytoskeleton organization
Molecular function (GO): actin binding; small GTPase binding
Source: RefSeq, a predicted model, not a curated record
GCAACAGCAGCAGCAGCUCGAGUCCAAGAAUUUCAACCUCAUCCGCCCAAAGUAUCAGGAACAACACCCGGAAUGUGUUUCAUCUCAUCAGUCCUGUCAUACAGCACAUCCUGAAGAACAUCGAGUGAAUACAGAGAAUCUUCCUCAUCAUCAUCUUCAUCAUGUCAGUGAAGUCGGAUGGAGCCCAGAAGAAAUGGGCAGCAGUCAGGGGUCGACUGGGGUCGUCUCAGGACUCUGACCCCUCGCAGGACGCCAACCUAGAAAACGCAGACGCAGAACUCUGCAUCCGUCUGCUGCAGGUGCCGACCGUCGUCAACUACUCCGGUCUGAAGAAGCUUCUGGAGAAGAGCGAUGAGGUCUGGAUGGUCCAGUUUCUGGAGCUGUCUGGACUCGAUCUGCUCCUGGAGGCUCUGGACCGUCUGUCGGGACGCGGCUGCUCUCGGAUCGCAGACACGCUGCUGCAGCUGACGUGCGUUAACUGCGUGAAAGCAGUCAUGAACUCGUCUGCCGGGAUUCACUUCAUCAUCGAUAAUGAGGGAUACGUGCGCAAGCUGUCACAAGCUUUGGACACGUCCAACACGAUGGUGAAGAAGCAGGUGUUUGAGCUGUUGGCGGCCCUCAGCAUGUUCUCUUCAGAGGGACACCGGUUGGCUCUGGACGCCCUGGACCAUUACAAGUGUGUGAAGACGCAGCAGUAUCGCUUCAGUGUGAUUAUGAAUGAACUACAAGCCACAGAUAACGUGCCUUACAUGGUCACGCUCCUGAGCGUCAUCAACGCCGUCAUCUUCAGCACCGACGACCUGCGGCAAAGAGACAAGAUGCGCAAGGAGUUUAUUGGAUUACAGCUGCUUCACCUGCUGCCCAAGUUAAGGUGA